This is a messenger RNA of Actinia tenebrosa (Australian red waratah sea anemone), 2977 nucleotides long. RefSeq lists its product as uncharacterized. The record is from RefSeq and is a predicted model, not a curated record. Gene Ontology annotation, molecular function: UDP-glycosyltransferase activity. Lineage: Eukaryota; Metazoa; Cnidaria; Anthozoa; Actiniaria; Actiniidae.
CCACAUCGAGUGAAUCCCGCUUUGAUCGUUCUGCAUGGAUGCUGCGUCUCUUCUGUUUGUACUAAAAAAACCCUUGGGUUCGUCGUAUUUUCCCGCAAAAUGAGGGUCGUUUUUCUUUGCAAAGGGAGUAGAGGAGACGUUGGACCAGUUUUAGCUCUCCUGCUUGGCUACAAGCAGAAAAUUCCUAGUGAUGUGUGUGUCCUGGCCACACACCACUAUCACAAGAAGAAGUUUGAAAAUGUUUUGGAUAAGCAUGGAAUUGAGUUCAUGUCGUUAGAUGACCCUUCUGAGACUAAGACUGCAGCUUUGCAUUCUCCACACAAGGUUGAGAUGCAAGUCAGCAAUGGUAAGGGAUUCACAAGUGACGAUCGACAAGAGAGAGUCAUGGAGAUGCAUGGAAGUCUAAGGGCUUGUAAAGGAGCUAAUGCUGUGGUCUUUAAUUUAUUUGCCUGUGAAGGGUGGUUUAUUGCACAAUACCUCAAGGUGCCCUGUGUCGCCGUCUCACCAUUUGCUGUCACCAGAACCCCUCCAGUAACAUUCGAGAAUAAGUUCCUUGGGGCUUAUCCAGACCUCCAUGAGAGACUCAGUAAAGCACCACCAGGUUGUGUGUCAUAUGGAGACAUUGACCACUGGAUGUGGAGGUUGUUUUUAGAUGAUUUUGGAGAGUUCUGUGAAUCUCUUGGUCUGCCUGUCUGUCCAUUUGCCGACAUCACCCCAGAAGAUGCCUUACCUCCACCAACACCACUUCUCUAUGGCAUCAGUCCUACAGUACUUACCAAGCCAGAUUACUGGCCUGAAAGUGUGACUGUAUGUGGAUACUGGUUCACUGAUGACCCAUACCCCAGCUUGGAUGGUGUUACAGUCUUGUGCCCUGCCUUCCAAUCCCCAAGCAUUCCUUUGCCAGAAUUCCUCUCAAACCUCGCCAAGCAACAAGAACGUCCAUUGUACAUUGGAUUUGGUUCAAUGGAAGAGCUGGGGUUUUUCUCCAGUCUGGAUAGUGUGGAACUCAUUGGGAUAAUCAAUGAAGGUCUUCUUGAGUGUGACGUCAAAGCCUUGCUACACGUGGAGCCGAACUCAGCGCUGCUCAAAGCAUGGGAAAUGCUCUAUAAGAAUGUAAUGAACUGCAACAUCUACUGCAUCACGCAACCCGUAUCACACACCAGACUCUUCCCUCACUGCCUAGCAGUUGUCCACCAUGGAGGAAGCGGUACCGUUGCCUCCGCUAUCCGCGCCUCGGUCCCUCAAAUUAUCUGUCCCUUCAUGUUUGACCAGUCAUAUUGGGGCGAUAAGGUAGCGUGGAUGGGCGUAGGCGAGUCGGUAGGACAUCCAAGGUCGUUGACUGUCACUGCCUUUACUAACGCAAUGAAAACAGUCUGUCAAGAAGAUACAUACAAGGCGGYCAGUAAGUAUAGUAAGAUGCUUCGUGGAGAGAAUGGCAUAGCAACAGGGGUUAUGGUGUUGAAAAGGAUGUUUCAUAUAUGACAUGCGCACUCAUAUGUAUACAAAUAAAUGCCGCAUUUUUGUUCCUAGAGCUUGCAUUGAUCCUAGUCACCGUUUAGAAAAAAAAACACUCUCUGUAAGCGGAACGCAAAAAAAAGUUGCAGGCCUUAGGAACAAGAAUAGGAUCUAAACAAUAAAAGGAAACAGAGGUUUCAAUUAGACUUUAAAUAGAGCGCUUAGCAGGAAAAAAAGUAAAGAAUUUAUUGCAUGCUAUCAAUAUCAGCCUAGGCAAACACUGCCCGUCAUGUGCUAUCAACAAAAGAGUAUUCUAUUGUUUGGUAUUGAUCAAUCAUCCGCGCAAACAUCCAUGUACACUUCCCUAGAAAAUUUGCCAUUCAGCUGGUAUGAAUUUCACAAGAGACCUAUUGAUAGCGAGCUAUACAACAGGUAAACGGUCCGAUUUGCCAUAACAGUUAAUGGUUCACCAUUGUUUUUGUAAAUAAUUUUCCCAAUCUCUUGGUGAUUUACCAUGAAAACGUCUUUGACAAUGCGUGACCGUUAGACUUGCGUUACUGAAUACUUUUGAAAUUACUAAUAGUAUCCUUUCGUUACGAUUUUAUAUAAUAACGGCGUUUGCACGAAUCGACAAAGUGUGCACACAUAAUGAGUGAAUUGGCGGGAGAUUGAAGCGUGUGAUAAGAUGUCAAGGACCACAGGAAGCCCAACGCAUUAGAAUGUCUUUAAAAUAUAUCGGAGAGCGCAAAAUAGUAAUUGUAAAGUGAGACUUUUCGUGCGCUUUGUUCUCAUAUAUAUCUGCCUCAUUUGAAGCCCCUGUGCGAAAACAUUUCAAAUAACUUCAUGAUUAUAAAUAUUUAUUUGUGGAAUAAUAGGUGUGUAGUAUAGCCAACAGAAGUAGAAGAUGUAAUGUAAAACAUUACAAUGGUGAUAUUUAUAUUAUUUAUAUAGAAAUAGAAUGUGAGUGUUUGUGACACAAACGUUGGUUGAUGCUUCUAAUGUUAUGUAUACUUUCCCAAUAUAAGCUUUGCAUAAUGACGUCAUAAAAAUAUCACUUGUUGUCCCUUGUUGUCUUUGUAAUUGGCUGAUCGACAACCUCGUUCUCAGGUCCCAGGAAAUUGCCUUUUAAAAAGUCACGUGUCAUGUUUACGCCAUUUUGGACUUGCCACGUGAUGUAAUUAGCGGAAAUAUUCACGUGACAUCAAUGUAUUAUUCUCGUUUCUCAAGAAAACUAAAAAAUAUCUGGUGUAAAAUAUUGACGCCAAAAUGCAAUUUGGUGCAUUUUCUUAAAGAAAUUGCUUAGUUGUGCGAUGCUGUACAAGGUUUUCAUAAAAACUUAUAGUCAAGAACACCAUGGUCAAUUGGACCAAUUACUGGAAUAAAAUAUUUCUUGUCUUCUAACUAAUAGACUUGUAAUCAAUUGAAGUCACUUUAAAAAAUAACUGAGCAUUACACUGUCAUGUCUUGUAAAAAGCAUUUUUAAAAGAAAGUCAUCUCUACCAAUAAACGUUAUUAAAAAGCA